CCCCAGGGCUGUUUCGUACGCCCAGAGCCGCUCCUGCGCUACCCAGCUAUGGGGAAGCUCGGGAUGUCGGAUGCAUGCUCAGAUUGUUCCUGAGCUCCUCCGACGUCUACUCAUGGAAAUAUGGACCUCAAACUGGCUCGCCUGAUAGACGAAGUCUUCCAUUUUAUGGCGGGACAUCUUGCAAGCACCACUCUGAAAUCUAGUACAACUAGCUUUCUCACUUUUCAUCGCGUACCUCAGACGAGUGUGACCAAACGGAGAUCGUUCAUCUCAGAAUGGGUUACGCUGAGAACAGAAUAGCCAUUCUCUUGGGGAGUAGUAUCGCAUUCGGAAUACUGUACAUCACUGGGGUCGUGAUCUACCGCCUGUGGUUCCAUCCAUUGGCAAAGUACCCAGGUCCUUUCCUCAAUCGGGUCUCUCAGAUUCCAGCCAUAUACGCAGUGAUCGUCGGUCGGUUGCCAAUGCACACGAAGACUAUCCAUGAUAAGUAUGGGCCCAUAGUACGACUGAGUCCAAACGAGCUAUCCUUCAAUACACCCGAAGCAUGGGAAGAUAUCUAUGGCCUGCGGCCGGGACGACCCAACUUAUCAAAAGAUCCAAUUCAUGUCGGUUCCGUUGAUCCCGUACCAGGUGUCUCGACCAUCUCGAUGGCCGACAACGAAACGCAUGCGCGCCAACGCCGGGCUCUUUCUCAUGGUUUCUCUCAACAAGCUCUUUGGGGACAGGAAGAGAUCGUCCAAUCCUUUGUCACGAAACUCUUAGAUAACGUCGAAGCCUUUGCCCAGGAGAAGAAGAGCUUCAAUAUUGUCGACUGGUUCAACUUUAUGACCUUCGACGUCAUUGGUGAUCUUGCUUUCGGUGAAUCCUUUGGAUGUCUCGAUAAGGGAGACUUCCAUUUCUGGAUUACCUUGAUCUUCCGCGCUGUGCAAGCAGGGGCAGUGGAGACCGCGACACGACGGGUUGCGACACCUGGAUCUCCUCUCCAGCAAUACCUCAUGAAGUGGAUCCCCAACGAGAUGCGCAAGCAACGCAAAGAUCACUUAGCCUACAGCAGAGAAAAGGUGCUCAAGCGUCUUGCGGAUACAAAGACGGACAGGAAAGAUUUUGUGCAUUAUAUUGUGCGCCAGAGCAAGAAGAUUGACCUGUCGCAAGAUGAGAUUAUCGUAAACGGCGCGCUGUUCAUUGUAGCGGGCAGCGAGACUACAGCCAUGACUCUGUCCGCGACUGUGAACUUCAUGAUGGCGCAUCCAGCCAAAUUUGCUAAGCUGAGGGAGGAGAUUCGCAGCACAUACGCACGCGAAGAGGAGAUCACGGUGGACAAAGCAACGAACCUUCAGUACCUGAACGCGUGCGUCGAAGAGACACUGCGUCUACUGCCCCCUGCACCGAUUGGUUUCCUACGAUCUGUACCCCAGGGAGGCGAUACAAUAGACGGGCAGUACCUGCCAGGAGGGACGACCGUAUCUGUGAGCACCUGGUGUGCAGCUCACAGUCCAGACAAUUUCCAAAACCCGGAUGAGUUCAUACCAGAGCGAUGGUACGAUCCGAAAUACGCUAACGACAAGAGGCUGGCUAGUCGACCGUUUUCUAUGGGGCCCCGAGGGUGUAUUGGCAAGAACCUUGCAUACAUGGAAUUGCGCCUUGCUUUGAGCCGACUCUUCUGGAGGUACAACGUAGAGAGCGUCGACGGGGCGCCAGACUGGACGACGGAGGGCCAGAUGAAAAACAUGAAGGCCUAUUCGACUUGGGUGAAGCCAGAGCUGAAUGUCAGAGUGCUUCCAGCUGUGCAAUGAACAGAGGUGCGGU
Messenger RNA from Paraphaeosphaeria sporulosa, 1806 nucleotides. RefSeq names its product averantin oxidoreductase. Gene Ontology annotation, molecular function: oxidoreductase activity, acting on paired donors, with incorporation or reduction of molecular oxygen; iron ion binding; monooxygenase activity. The transcript is spliced from 3 exons. The coding region runs from base 276 to 1793 and encodes 505 amino acids. NCBI's taxonomy places the organism in Eukaryota, Fungi, Ascomycota, Dothideomycetes, Pleosporales, Didymosphaeriaceae. The record is from RefSeq and is a predicted model, not a curated record.